AUGUUUAAAUUAAUCCUUCUUUGUUCUGUGAUCGGUUUGGCUGUGGGUCUCAAGAUUCAUGAACACGAAUACGAGCCUGAGGAGUACGAACACGCUCAUUACAAUGAACCAUCAAUUGAGGAAACUGAACACCAUCAAGAGGUCGACCAUAAGCACUCAGCUACAUCACAUCAAAGUGUGAAAUUCCAUCAUUUCCAUGCAGUUCCGGUGUACAUCAAGAAGGAAGACCAGCAUCUGUUGAAGAAUCCUAUUGAAAUCGGAGGCAGCAAGCAGAAGCUGAAGAUUCUCCACCCAGAAACGGAAAAGAAUCAUAAUCAUGGUUUAGUGUUGGAGAAUCACAGCGAAUCACAUGUGGAAGAACAUGGACAUGAACAUGCGCAUUACGAAGAGGAACCACAUUUGGAACACUACGAGCAUUACCACCAUGAGUAAAAUUAGGAAAGAUGAAAAAGCUAAAGUGUGACAAGGAACCAAAUUUUCUUUAAGAAUUUAGCAUUAAGAGUGUGUUGCCGAGUGCAGUUUUCUCCAACUACUAUAGAAAU
Messenger RNA from Episyrphus balteatus (marmalade hoverfly), 542 nucleotides. RefSeq names its product histidine-rich glycoprotein. Lineage: Eukaryota; Metazoa; Arthropoda; Insecta; Diptera; Syrphidae. The transcript has 2 exons. The record is from RefSeq and is a predicted model, not a curated record. Bases 1 to 432 code for a protein of 143 amino acids.